Pestalotiopsis fici W106-1 is the source of this 717-nucleotide messenger RNA. RefSeq lists its product as uncharacterized. Lineage: Eukaryota; Fungi; Ascomycota; Sordariomycetes; Amphisphaeriales; Sporocadaceae. The transcript has 3 exons. Bases 1 to 717 code for a protein of 238 amino acids. The record is from RefSeq and is a predicted model, not a curated record.
AUGAAACUCGUCAUCGGUGGCUCAACCGGCUUUGUGGGGACGGAGCUCGUCCGCCAGGCUCUCCUGAACAAGGACGUGGACUCGGUCGUCGGACUGAGUCGCCGCGAGACCCCAGCGCCGGUGGACCUGGACAAGGGUCGACUCAAGUCGGUCGUCUGUGAUGAUUUUACAACAUACCCGGAUGCCGUCAAGGAGGAAUUGAGGGAUGUUGACGCGUGUAUUUGGACCAUUGCCGUGACGCCCUCGAAACUCCAGACGGUGCCCCACGACGAAGCCAUUCGCAUCUCGUGCGACUAUGCAAUCACGGCUUUGCAGACGCUGGCGUCGCUCCGGCAAAGCAGUGGUGGUGAGGGAAAUGGCAAGCCGUUGCGCUUUAUCCUCAUGACGGGCCAUUUUACGCCUCGGACCCCGGCCGAGGUGCACCCGCUCUUGAAGGAGCGUGGUAUGAGCGAGUAUGGCCUGGCGCGUGGCGCGUCCGAGGUCAAGACGCUCGCAUUUGCGCAGCAAUCGGGAGCCACCGUGGAGGCCGCAGUCGCCAAGCCGGGCAUGAUUGUGGCGCCCGGCGUGGAGCGUCGCAAUGUCCCCGGGAUACCAGAGGUGGCGCUGCGCGACGUGGCUGCCGCCUUGUUGGAUCAGGUCGUGAAUGGUCUGGAAAAGGAUACCCUGAGCAACGACGACCUGGUCAGGAUUGGGCAAAAGGUUUUGGCGGGGCCGUAA